Messenger RNA from Durusdinium trenchii, 1167 nucleotides. The record is from the annotation of a GenBank genome assembly. NCBI's taxonomy places the organism in Eukaryota, Dinophyceae, Suessiales, Symbiodiniaceae.
AUGAUGAAUCUUUGCGUUUGGUGCUUCAUUGGCGCAAGCGUCGUGUGGGCAGAUGAGAGGCCGAUGAAAAACAGCAGCCUUUGUGUUUCGAACCGUGGCUUGCCUUACAACAGAGAUUUGUGCAUGUGGUAUGGCCGAGACAGAGGAUGUAAUUGGCAAGAAGGCGCUUGCCGCUGUAUAGAGGGUGGAGUCUUUUGGAAGAGUGCUCGUCGAUGCUGGACCCAAGGGCAAGGCGCCACUCAAAGUACAAGUCCACCACAGCCGCUUGCACCCUUGCCCAUCGCCAACGACAGCGUGUGUGUCUCCAACAAGGGGCGUCCCUACUCCAAAUCCGAUUGUGAUUGGUAUGGUCCAGAGCUCAAAUGCAUUUGGAAGAAUGAGAUUUGCCAAUGCGAGAAUGGAGGAAUCUAUUCCAAGACAGGACGUAAAUGUUGGCCGCGUGAGGAGACGACCACGACCACCACUACAAGUCCACCUGCACCACCCAUGCCGCUCAGCAACGGAAGUGUAUGCGUCUCAAACAAAGGUCGACCAUACACCAAAGAGCUUUGCGAGUGGUAUGGCCCUGCCCGCGGGUGUAUCUGGCUGAACGAGGUUUGCCAGUGCAAAGAUGGCGGAACGUACUCAAAGACAGGCCACAAGUGUUGGCCAGCAAAGCCGCCCAGCCCUGAGACAACCACUACGAGUACAAGUCCACCACCCUCCUUGCCGAUCGCUGAUGGUAGCUUGUGUGUGUCCAACCAUGGAAAAGCAUACAACAAGGCUAACUGUGAUUGGUACGGAGCACCCAGAGGAUGCGUUUGGCUGCAAGAACUCUGCCAGUGCAAAGACCACGGCUUCUUCUACUCCAAGAGUGGCCGGAAGUGUCGGCCGGCGCUGACCACACGCCCACCUGGAACGCAUCCAUCCUUCUUCGACUGGCUGGUUUCGUGGUUCCCAGGACCCCAAUGGCUGAAUUGGAUCCUGGACAUCAUGAUUAGCAUGUGCGCGUGUGGAACCUGUGCAUAUCCCUACCGCCGACAUCUCCAGCAUCGGUUGGUGGAUCGGAUGGGCCGGGCCGGUCUUCUCCAACUUCAAGGCACUGCCAGGGAAGCCAUUUUGGAUCAACGUGAUCAAAACCACGUGGAAGUUGUUGGCGUUGGCCCUUUGAGCAUUCCAUCGCCCUAG